Molecule: messenger RNA, 888 nt
Organism: Dioszegia hungarica
Lineage: Eukaryota; Fungi; Basidiomycota; Tremellomycetes; Tremellales; Bulleribasidiaceae
Product: HotDog domain-containing protein
Exons: 5
Coding region: 1-888 (295 amino acids)
Molecular function (GO): fatty acyl-CoA hydrolase activity
Source: RefSeq, a predicted model, not a curated record
AUGCGUCUGAUCUGCACGGCCUGCUCCAGGCUCCGCAUAGCAUCGCGGGCUACCAUAGGGCGCGAUUUCCACACUACAGCUAUCGCAGACGAGUCCCGCAAGAUCCGGGAUCUUUUGGCCAAGUUUCAAGACCCAGAAUCGCCAUACUACAUCCCACCAGGCACCUCAGGUCCUGCACAUGAGGCCGACCACUCCACCUCUCGCCCGUCGCUAUCAUCCAUACUCCCCUCGGCGCUUAAGGGAUCCAACGAAGAUGCGCCCAAGAUUCAAUGGAGAGACCCGGAUGCCAGCCCUGCCUCAGAAAGCGUGGCGGGUGCGACGGAGGCCAUAGGCGCUGCGGUAGGAGAGCACGAGGGACUGAAAAGCACGCAGUUCAGGCCAAGCCAUGAGCGCCUACAAGCGGGCAGAAAGGGGGCUGAGGCGUAUUUCCGAGAAAAGGGGUUUGACACGAAGGGGAUGUUGGAGUGGAGUGUCGCAUGGGGGGAUUGCGACAUACACGCCAACAAUGUCAACUAUGUCAGAUGGCUCGAGAGUGCUCGGCUGAGGUGGACCGAGACGCUGGCGGAUGAGCUGUCUACACAAGAGGUCAUGAAUCUCAUGCAUGGGAAAGGCAUGGGCUUCAUCCUCAAAGAAGUCUCGGUACGAUACCGCCAUCCCAUGACCUAUCCCGAUACAAUGCUCAUCGCUAACCGGCCACACUCCAUCAACCCCUCCCGAGCCUCCUUCGGGAUGGCCCACGCCCUCUGGUCGCUCAAAGACAAUAAGCUCGCGGCUACGGCGGAUAGCACGAUCGUGAUGUAUGACUACGAUCAUAAGCGGAAGGGCGAGAUGUGGGAGGGGUUUAUGCGAGUGUUGGAGAAGCGCUCGGGGGAGAAGCGGAUGGCGUGA